This is a messenger RNA of Adineta ricciae, 4407 nucleotides long. The record is from the annotation of a GenBank genome assembly. NCBI's taxonomy places the organism in Eukaryota, Metazoa, Rotifera, Eurotatoria, Adinetida, Adinetidae.
AUGAAAAUGAAGAUAAUCAUUGGUAUUCUACUUUGCCUUGUCCUUUAUCUGCAAGAUGUCGUGACAAUUGAUCUUCCAAUCGGACCGAGUUUCGUGUCGACGAUCACAACAAAACAAAAACUGUAUUACAACAAUUUGGGUAUACGACUCGAUUGUUCAGCAAAUGGCACUCCAUUACCAAAAUUAACAUGGUUCCGAACGAAUGGACCAAGAUCGAAAUACAAUUUAUUAUCCAAUCAGAAUUUAAUUAUACAUAAUAUAACUAAAGCAGACGAUAAUCGAACUUAUGCUUGUAUUGUCGAUAAUCAAAUUGAUAAUGACAGACGACAGAGUCGAUUUAAAUCAUUGCGCGUUCGAGAUCGUUCACCAUUCGGACCGGAAUUAUCGAUUUCAAAUAAUACGGAAUACCGAGCUGUAGCAGGUAAUCUAAUCGAGCUACCUUGUGGCGUGGCAUCUGUGUCAAGUCAUGCUCGAGUAUCAUGGUGGAAGAAUGAUGUGGAGAUGAGUGAUAUAUCUGACAAAGUUUAUAAUAAUUCGUUAAUUCUUCAACUUUCGAAUACAUCUUCGAGUGACUCAGGCAAUUAUGCAUGUCGAAUCGAUGAUGAAUCAAGUGGACGUAUCAUCUCCUCGAUGACUUUAAAAGUUGAUCUUCCUAUUCAAUGUAAAAUGUCUGUGGAACACACGACUAUCACUGCUGGAUCAACUACUGAACUAAUUUGUACAACAAAUUCCAUCAGACCAUCAUCUUUUUCAUGGCAAUGGUAUCACAAUUCCAAUUUACUAUCAUCAAAAACGAACCGUUAUAUUAUAACUAAUUCAACUCGAGCAGACAUGGGCAUGUAUCAAUGUUGUUAUCUAACCAGUUCAUCAGAUUUAAGUACUUGUUGUGCACAAAGUCAAAUUCGUGUCAUCCAUUCACCGCCUUUUAUCCUAACCGCUGAGCAGACAUAUUCAAAUAUUAUUAUAAUGCCAUCAAACAAUACCUCACAUGUUCCAAUUGAUCUUAAUUUGACUCUUUAUGCUGAUCCACUGCCGACCAUCGAACUUUACAAAGAUGGACAACAAUUGAUUUCUCAGAAUCGAAUGGAAGUCUUACCAUCCCGUGAUCUAUUCACUCAUUAUCGAAUAUAUGUGUCCAAUUUAAAUGAAACAGGUCUCUAUGAAUAUCGUAUAAACAACUCAUUUGGUUCAAUCACCUAUUCAAAACAUUUGAAUAUUGAAAAACAAAAACCUUUUCUUCAAAUCAUACCAAAUCAAACAGUAACAUCGGGAAAAGAAUUUGUUCUUGCUUGUUACGUGUCUGGUCAACCGAAUCUUCAACUCAAAUGGAUCGAUCAGCUCACUAAACAAGUUCUAAACACUUCCCUAACAUCACCAAUCCUUCUUCGAACAACAACAAUCAAAUCUAACAUCUACACUUGUCAAGGAAACAAUCCGUACGGAGAAAGUUCUCAAUCAGUUUAUGUAUCCAUUCAAAUUCCUGCGAAGAUUCUAUCCUCCACAACGAACAGAACGAUGAAAAUCAACGAGACAUUGAAUAUCGCAUGUGUAGCAGAAGGUGAUCAUCAACUAGAAUUAAAAUUAACAAGUCCUCAAUCGAACAAUUUUUACUUGAUUGAAACGAAGAGUGACUAUAGGAAGACCUUGUCGUUUACAAUUGAACAUGUUCAUAUGUCUGAUCAUGGUUUGUAUGAAUGCUAUGCAAAGAAUAACUAUUCGGAAGAUCGUUCUCGAUUUGAAAUUAUCGUGCAAAACGUUCCGAAUCAAAUUGAAAAAGUUUUCAUUGAAAAUUCCAAUCGAAUUUCAUGGAUCAAACCAUUCGAUGGUAAUGCAAAUAUUGUUCAAUACAUCCUUCGUGUUCAAUACAAACAAGGAAUGACAUGGUCAAAUGAAACGAUCAUUGCAGUCAAUGGUACUGAUCGAACAUCUUAUUCUUUUGAAAACUAUUAUUCGAAAUGUUCGAUGUCCAUAACUAUCGAAGCAGUAAAUCCAAUUGGUUCAUCAUUACCAAGUGCUCCUUUGCAUUUUCAAAUAAAUCCUCAACAACUAUUAAUCACUCCAUCGAAUCUCACAGCAAUCGAUAUUUCAUCCAAAAGUGUGAUGCUCUCCUGGCAGUACCCAUCAUUUCAAUUGUGUGACAAUUCAUUCAUCGAAUAUAUCAUCGAACUCUAUGAUGAAUACACUCAAAUCUUAUUCGAAACUUACCGAACGAAUAGUACAUUGUUAACAAUCAAUGAUUUAAAAAGUUCUACUGGAUAUAGCUUGGUUGUCUAUGCAAGAAAUGAGGUAGGACCAAGUCCAAAAUCUCAACCAUUAAUGAUUCAAACACUAGAGAGUGUUCCGUUGGCGAUGAUAACAGAUUUAACAGCAAUAUUAUUGAACACAACAUCAGUCCAUUUGACUUGGACAUUUGAAAAUGAUGCUGUGCAAUUCCUAAAUGGAAAAUUUCGAGCGUUUGCAGUUGCAAUCUAUGAACAAUUCAAUAUGUCAACAUUUCGAACAAUGGAAACGAUCAAUCCGAGUCUUAUUAUCGAUAAUCUUCAUUCAUCUUCUCAAUACUAUAUGUCAGUAGCUGUUUGUAAUUACUUCGAUUGCGGUCCAUCAUCCUUAGCAAUCCGUGUAGAAACGCCGUUAUCGAAUUUAGAUAUGUCGCGUAUGAUCGUUCAUCCCAUCACGAAACCACUCGUUCUGGAUUGUCCAUCGACAAAUUCAUGGUCACGCAGUGGAAAAUCAAUUCAUGAAUAUAUUUUAAACAACAAUUCGCUAUUCAUGCCUCAUCCAAAACUCGAUGACACAUAUAGUGAAUAUUAUUGUGGAUCAAAGCAAUACGUCAUUCGAUUCUACGAUAAACCAGCUCCUGUUUUAACUAAAAUUCAUUACACAACAUCGAAUGAGAUUGGUUUGAAACUUCGUUAUUCAUCUGAUAUCAUCGAAAGUCUGACAAUAACUUAUAAAUCCAAGCAAAAUUCGUUUGUCAAUGAAAUUCAUAUAUCUCCUCCGUCGCCAACGAUUCAGUUAACAAAUCUUUCAUGUGGAAAUACAUAUGACAUCGUUGUCUUGGCGAAGAAUCAAGCAGGAUUCAGUAUAAGCGAUUCGAUCAUUGGAAAAACCGAUGGUUCAAUUCCGACAUUGAUACAAUCGAAAGAGUUGAUCGAAACGAUCACAGAUCAUUUCAUUAUUUUGAAUAUGUCAAAUUGGUUGAUAAAUCAAUGUUCGAUUAUAUCGUUUGAAAUCGAAAUAUCUCCCGUACGAAACUCGACUGAACAAGCGCUUCAUCAAUUCUACUCGUUCAAAAAUCAUUUGAAAUCAAUCCAAAUUGACAAUCUUCAAUCAAAUCAAGAUUAUCAAUUGCAAAUUAAAGUGAACAGUCAAGCUGGUGAAAUAAUCAAAAUCGUUUCCUUCCGAACAACAAAUGAUCAAAACUUAACAAAGUCAAGAUCACCAAAUUAUUACAUCAUUAUCAUAAUUAUCGCUGCUUCAUGUCUUCUCGCACUUAUUUCAUCCAUCACUGUCUUUAUCUCCAUCAAAUUCUGUCGAUUACAUUGGAAAAAUGCUGAUAUAUUUAUUGGUCAAACAAGAAAACUAAAACCAGUCAUUUGCUCAUCAUAUCCUCAUCAUCAUUACCACGGGAAAUGGUUAACAAGUAACAAUGAAUUUACCAUUGAAAAUUACACUGAUAGUCAAAUUGAGAAUAGUACUCGGCCGUAUAGCUACGCUUCAGAAGAUUCCCAGGGAAAUAUUAAUCCAUAUGCAGUAACUGGUUGGACAUCGAAUUGUAAAGAACAAAUUGAUCAUAGUGCAUUGUGGAGAGAUAAUAAACAUGCACAUUGUCUUAUCGAUCCCACAGAUCUUCGUCCAUCAACAACUCCUUCGGAACGAUACUUUCGUCCAAUUAUCUUAGAAUCCUCCUCACUUGAUAACGAAGAAGCUUGUAAACGCAAUCCUCUUGUACAAAUUCCUUCUCAAUAUUCCUUAUCAAAUCAACAACACCCACCCCAGGCGUCUUCAAGUGUUCUUUCAACUGUUUCCUCGUCUCAGGGUGAACUUUUUUCUGCAUUUACACUUGUUCCCUCAUCAAAACAAACAACAUUAAAUACAAAAAAAUACUCGAAUAAUAAUCAUAUCCUAGCUGAUCAAAGUUCAUCAUCUGCUGACUCCGGUGUUCAUUCAUCUUAUACUCAAAGUCCAAUUACCAAACAUUCAUAUCGAAAAUGUCAUACCCAUGGAUUUUCAUAUGAUCGUCCAUCGUCAGCAGAUGCCAAUGAUGAUCAAGAGAAACACUUGUAUGCCACUUACGAUCAUCAUUUUACAUUUCUAAGUGGUACAACACCGGCUCGUUCGAGUAUAGAACCAUCGAAGUCUUCCUCCUAUCGAUACCAUGAACAAGAACAAUACUCUCUGGUUUAA